AUUAUCUGGACAAAAAGUUAUUAAAAUCCCUUGGGAAUUUCAGGAGAGGAUUAAAUAACAGGGAGCGCGGACUGUAAAUUGAUCGCUGGCAACCGACAUAUGUUGCGUUCUCGAUUUUUUGCUGGACAUCGACAUCACACAAAAUGGCAUGUAUUUGUUGUGACAUUCAAGUCAGUAGUUUCCCGCGUACGUUACUAUUUAUUAUUUCAACCUUUUUUAUCCUAAUUUUAAAAUGCCAUUUUACAUGCCCAAACCGAUGAAUCUAUAAUAGCCCUUCAAGCAAUUUGGCGCUUAAAAUGUCUUGUUCCGCGGCAGAAAUCGAACGGAAGCGCCUAGAGGCCCUGCAGCGACUGAACAAAAACAAACAGAGUCCCUUAAAGCAAACGAGUGCUUCGGCGGCCCCACGAACCCCCCACGGUGAUCAGCCCAAUGGCUUAAAAGCCCCCACGGCUUUUCCAAGGAGUCCCUUGGCCGCUGCGAAACCUUACGAUAGGUCUAAUUUUGGAAAUAAGUAUAAAACUACAGUGGACUUUUAUGGCAUCAGCAAGAAAGUUGAAGUGACCUUAGCUUUGAUUUCCUCGACCAGGUUUUGUGUGAAAACAAGUACCUUUAGUGCAGCCGUUAUAGAUGUAUUGAAAAGUAUUCCUUCUCGAAACUAUGAUCCAAACACUAAAGUCUGGAAUUUCCACAUAAAUGAUUAUGACAGUGUCCUUUCCAAAGUAGGUAACCUAAAAACUGAAACUGUAGUGUUAAACCCUUUACCGAAGUUUGUACUUAAUGCUGUAAAAUCCUCGACAACCUCCUUUGAACUAGACACAUCAAAAAUGGAUGAAACCCUUGUGCAAACGUUACUGCCCUUCCAAAUGGAUGGAUUAAGUUUCGGGGUUCAAAAUGGAGGAAGAUGUCUUAUUGCAGACGAUAUGGGCCUAGGUAAAACCUUUCAGGCUUUGGCCAUAAUGGAUUAUUACAAGGAAGAUUGGCCACUGUUAAUUGUAACAACCGCAUCUAUGGGGAGGGCAUGGGAACAAACAAUAAUCCAAUAUCUGCCAUCUGUUCCGGUCCUAGAGAUCCAAACCAAGUCCGAAUCGAUCCAAAAGCCCAAAGUAGUAAUCGUCAGUCAUGAUGGGAUGUCUCGCAACUGUGAUAGCUUAAUAGCAAAAAAAUUCGGCUGCAUUAUAAUUGACGAGUCUCAUAAUUUAAAAAAUUUUAAAACAAAAAUGACCCAAGCUGCUCAAAAAUUAUGUAAAACCAUUAAGAGGGUGGUUUUGCUUAGCGGUACCCCAGCAUUAUCCAGACCGGCUGAACUAUACUCGCAACUCAGCUUGCUGGACGAUAAGUUCUUCGGCUCGUUCUUCGGAUAUGCCAAGAGAUAUUGUGAUUUGAAACAGUCCAACUUUGGUAUGGAUUCAUCUGGGAAAUCGAACUUGCAGGAGCUCGAAAUUGUGCUCAAGAGUAAAUUUAUGAUCCGGAGAAGAAAGGAGGAUGUCUUAGGAGCUUUGCCCAAUAAAACUUUGAAAGUCAUCAAGCUGGACGCUGGCUUGAACGAUUUGGAGGAGGAGGAGAAGAAGCAUUUGGACAUGCUGUCCAGUCAGUUUGUUAAUACGAAAAAGUCGGCGGAAAAGCGGGCCAUUCUGUUGACAUUUUUUAAUGAGACUGCUAAAAUUAAGAUUCCUGCUGUUUGUGCGCACAUAAAAAAAAUCGUAGAAACCAAAAAGAAAUUCCUGGUGUUCGCCCAUCAUUUGGUGAUGCUGGACGCACUAGAAAAGCUCCUAAAUCGCAUGAAUUGCCAAUACGUUCGGAUAGACGGACAAACCAGUUCCACGCACCGGAAUAAUUUGGUCGAGAGGUUCCAAACGGACGAACAUUGUUACGGUGCUCUACUAUCCAUCACCGCGACUAAUGCCGGCAUAACUUUGACCGCGGCCGAACUAGUUGUGUUUGCCGAGCUGCAUUGGAACCCUAGUAUUUUAAGCCAAGCGGAAGCCAGAGCUCACCGGAUAGGCCAAGAGAAACAAGUUUCUAUUGAAUAUUUAUUGGCAGACGGCACCUCCGAUGAUCACAUUUGGCCGCUGUUGCAAGAAAAACAGUCGAUUUUGAAGGAAAUGGGGUUGACUAAGGAGACGUUUUCUAGUGCGGAGCACAGUGCUCCUAAAAGGGAAACUAACCCUAAAAUUACUGGUUUUUUGCAAAUUUCCAAUCAUAAGACUGAUGAUAAUGAUGAUGAUGAUGGCAUAUUUGAUGACGGUUUGGAUGAUGUUUUAUGUAAUAUUGAUUUUUAAACAAGUGAAAUAUCACAAGAACACUCAGGGCGGUUAUAAUAGUGUGGAAUUUUUCAAUUAAUAUUUUUUACUACUUGAUAUUUGUUGUGAACAGUAUAUUUUUUUUGUAUUUUUUUGCCAUUAUGUUUAUUAUUAAAAAAUAACGUUGCUUUACU
This is a messenger RNA of Anthonomus grandis grandis, 2434 nucleotides long. It is a transcript of the gene Marcal1, whose product is annotated as SWI/SNF-related matrix-associated actin-dependent regulator of chromatin subfamily A-like protein 1. The record is from RefSeq and is a predicted model, not a curated record. Bases 297 to 2279 code for a protein of 660 amino acids. Gene Ontology annotation, molecular function: ATP binding; ATP-dependent chromatin remodeler activity. Gene Ontology annotation, cellular component: nuclear replication fork. Lineage: Eukaryota; Metazoa; Arthropoda; Insecta; Coleoptera; Curculionidae. Gene Ontology annotation, biological process: replication fork processing; DNA repair. The transcript is spliced from 6 exons.